Acanthaster planci (crown-of-thorns starfish) is the source of this 3560-nucleotide messenger RNA. Its product is annotated as bactericidal permeability-increasing protein-like. NCBI's taxonomy places the organism in Eukaryota, Metazoa, Echinodermata, Asteroidea, Valvatida, Acanthasteridae. The record is from RefSeq and is a predicted model, not a curated record. Gene Ontology annotation, molecular function: lipid binding.
AAAAAACCCCCAGUCUCUCAUACAGCUGUACGCGCUGGCAAUUCCCAGCAAUACUUCCUGGUUGCUAUUUCCUUGUAUCGAAUGUAAUAUUGUGCAGUUAGUGAUGGUAAAAGUCAGACCUGAAGGAGGUAAAAGGCAGAAGUUGACGAGGUUUCAGUGACAACCUAUCUACAUCCACCGAGCGACGCAACAAGCAGUGCAGACGGAGGGUACUUCUGCGACCCAGAGCCAAAGUGUAGGUUGCAACCGCUGUCAGUGCUGAGGCGGUGUAUUAACUGAAGCUGCAGGGAAGUGAGUGCCGGUAAUACACGUUCCACCGGAGUCGAGAUCUAAAAUCAAUCAUGGCCUUCGCGGUAAUUCGCGUGUUGAUGGUGGCUGUGGUAUUUGUGAUAACGAGUGCAUUGGGCUUCGCUGAAGUGAAGCCUGGAUUCAAAGCACGGAUCAGCCAGUCCGGGCUGAACUACCUGCGAGAUGCUGGCCUGCAGAUACUGAGGGAAGAAAUCAUCAAGAUGGACAUUCCUGACCUCAGUGGUGAUGCCCAUGUGCCUGUGGUUGGCUCGAUUAGCUAUACGAUCUCCGACAUGCAUAUCACAAGUUUUUCCAUUUCGUCGGCCGUCCUGACCACAUCGGCUGGAGUUGGCGUCGUUCUGCAGGCCAACGGAAUAUCGCUGUCUUUGCACGGGAACUGGCGUUACAGAAAUCACGGCUGGAUUAGAAUCAGUGACAGCGGUUCUUUUGAUGCCAGCUUGUCCGGUGCACAUCUUGCUCUGACACUGCGAAUCGGUAUCGACCAGGCCGGACGUCCAACUGUUAGUUCAGCUAGCAGCGAUUGCUCCUUCAAUUCAGGGAGCGUUCACGUCAAGCUGCACGGCGGUGCUAGCUGGCUUUAUAACUUGUUUUCGGGUAGCAUCAACAAGGCCAUUGAAAACUCCCUCAACAAACAGACCUGUUCCGUGGUAAUUAGAGAGGUUAAUACGGAUCUGGCGAGGCAGUUUUCCACACUGAAGACCGAAGCAGCCAUUGACAGGUACGCCGUCAUCGACUAUUCCUUCGUGUCUCGUCCCGAAUUCUCCGGUCACAUCGACACCGCUCACAAGGGCGAGGUCUUUCCACGGGGCAAACCCCGCACUGAGGCCCCUUUCAACGUGCCCACGAUCCCGGCCGAUCCGGACGUUUCCCACCAUGCUUUCCUCUGGAUCACUGACUACCUGUUUGAGACGGCUGGAUAUGUGUACUACAAGGCCGGCAGGUUUGCGUACAACGUCACCCAAGAUAAGCUACCCAAAGGCCCCUUUAGCUUCAACACUUCAUCAGAGGUUAUGAAGCGUACCCUUCCAGAGGUGUGCAAGAAGUAUCCCAACAUGCUGUUACAAGUUAACGCCAAGGCGACAGCGCCACCAGUCGUCCGCAUCAGUGAGGCUAAUUUCAACGUCUUACUCAAGGUCGACUUGGAUUUCUUUGUCAUCUUGCCCAGCAAAUCACUCGCGUAUCUUUUCACCCUGAACGCGACAGUGAACGGCUCCACCCUGCUGUCGUGUAAUGGGACCAACCUGUUGUGGUCGUCAAAUUCGUUGGAUGUUGAUAUCAGCUUGAAGAAGUCUGCUAUCGGGAAGAUCGAGGUAAAACCUCUCUCCGAAGCUGUUCACUUCUUAACAAACUUCUUCCUUCUUCCGUGGAUCAAUAAGAAAGGGGAAACAGGCUUUCCCCUGCCUACCAAUCCGAACAUCAAGUUUCAGGCACCAGUCAUCAAACAAGGAAAGGGUUUCAUCAAACUUGGUGUCAAUGUCCAUUUCACCCCGUCUGUUCUGCUCAUCUAAGUAGCGGAGAGUGAGGCUGACAGACAAAACACAAAUUCGGUGCAAAGCACGACAUGCAAGCGUGAGAAUUUACACAGCUUUGGCAGCUUUAGCUUUAAGCUCCCUCAAAUCACGAAGGGAGAUUUGAACAGGUUCACCCUCUGCGUUAGCGCUAUUUUCACCCGUAUGUUGAGUGUUAUUGUGUUUUUAUAUUAUUGAAAAGAAUCUAAACUAAUUGAUGUCGGUAUUUAUUAUUUACGCAGAUUAUAGAUAGUAUAGUGUGUUUGCUUGUUUGUAUUACGACGUUGGUUUUUGUAUUUUGAUAACAUUUUAAUGAAACAAGCAGGCUUUAUACACUUCGCAGAAUGCUAGAAAGAAAAGAAGAAAUUGCCAGUUUAUACCUGUGUUUCCCCCAACGAAGCUUGAAAUUAACUUUUAAUUUCACCUAAAAUAACCUUUACUGUCAGACAUUGUUUUGGUUUAAUGGAUCAAUACUUAGAAUGUUAUCGUUUCAAACCGAAUCUUAAUUUAAAUCCGGUGAUGGAUUUUGGAAAUAAUCUCGAUUUUGUAAGACAACUGCUUUUAUUUUGUCUAGUGGGAUUACCACAGCAAACGAAAUGUUUUUAACGUCAUUUAACGUCCUUUGAUAUAGGAGGUCAUUAAAAAUGCUCAUAAAAUGAGGAUACUGAAGGAUCCUGUUGGAUAUUGUUAAAACCCCCUUAUAUUUUCCAUCAACAAGCAGGAUCCCGGAAUUGUUAAAUGUGGUCACUGCUGCAGAAGCACCAGUAUUAAAUAAAAUCAUCACCUUGUUACAAAUUGACUGAGAUAAACUGCACAGGUUCAACUGAGACCCCUUUCCCUGAAAAGAACUCAUUAAACUCCGAAACUGCACAAUUAGAUAAACAACGGCUGCCUCCUGGAAUACGCAUCAAGUUCAUCAAGUUUUCAACUUAACAGAAAUUGCAAAGAAGAACCCAAACACAAUUUAAGAUAUGAACUCAGUGAUUGCAUACUCUUGCAAGGUAAAUACCUGUGUAGACUUUCAGUAGGCAGAGUUGAAAACGAUGGUCUCUGCAUAGGCUUCAAAUGAAAUUUUCAGGAUAGGCCUAAGUGGAAAACUCUAGGAGCUUUUAUUAAAAAAAAAGUCUUACAACUAUUCUUGGAGAAAAAGUACUUUGGGACACCCUAAAUUUCAGAGUUGUAGAUCGUCAGUCCACAAGUCAACGUUAACUCACAAGUCAUUUCACAAGUCAGUGCGGAACUAAAGAGACGAAGAGAGAGGAAUGACUUUGUCACAGUUCAUUUAAAUAGCUUUCAAGUUGACUUGUGGCUGAAUGGCUUAUGGUGACUUGCAGUGACUUGUGACUGACUUGAUUACAACUCUGCUAAGUUUAUAUAGGCCUAUACACGUGUUGGAUGAACUCUGUGGCUUAAUUAAGGAAAGACUCCGUGAUCUAUACAGCGAACAAUUGUAUUUUGGGCGUAGAGUGACACGGCAUAUUUUUUCCAUCCACAAAAGGAACUCUGUCCGUUCUUAUUAAAAAAUGACCACCUCAAACAUCCAGUUGUUGAGCAAACUGUAACAGACAAGUUGUAAAUAAUUUCACCAAAUAGAAGUAUGAUGGUUUUCAUACAUUGAAGAGAAAAAAGUUGCAGAAAAGUAAUUGUGUCUAAAAAAGUUCACUGCGGCCACAUUUUAACAAGAUCUGGUAUGCUUUUUGCCGAAUAAAUAAAGCUUGUUCCACCUCCCAAAUAACGUUUUAA